Molecule: messenger RNA, 591 nt
Organism: Fusarium mangiferae
Lineage: Eukaryota; Fungi; Ascomycota; Sordariomycetes; Hypocreales; Nectriaceae
Exons: 2
Coding region: 1-591 (196 amino acids)
Biological process (GO): post-translational protein targeting to endoplasmic reticulum membrane
Cellular component (GO): TRC complex
Source: RefSeq, a predicted model, not a curated record
AUGGCACCUAAAACCUUGACCCGAGAGACGACUACUGGCGCUGCGCUGGAGAAGGUCCAGGGAGCCAUUCAGGGCCCAAAGACAGAGGUGAUUCUCAAGCCGCCUUCUGACCUCGAAGAACUCAAGGCUGAUUGUGAUUCAUUCACUUUCACAUCAUUCACCACUGAGGAUGCUUUUGUGCUGGGCAACCUUCUCUACGCUCGGCUUUACCCAUACGCUGUCAAAGGCAAGCCGACGGUGAUCUCAAUUGCCCUUGCAAACACCUCCCAGGUUGUCUACCAAACCGUUACCGGACCUGGCACAGCUCCCGACAACGAGCAAUGGGUUCGCCGUAAGAGAAACACUGUUCUCCGAUUCGGCAAUAGCACAUGGUUCAUGCACAACAAGUUCAAGGGGGAUGAGGUUGCUUUCGCUGCCAAAUAUGGCAUUGCAGAUUCAAACAAGGGCGACUACGCAAUCCAUGGUGGAGCUAUCCCGAUUCGUGUCCAGGGAGUUGAAGGGAUCGUUGCUGUUGUCGUGGUGAGCGGGCUCAAGCAAGACGAGGACCAUGGAGUUAUUGCCGAUGUUAUCAAGAGUAAUUGGAGCUGUUAA